CUUACCUUAUCCCUUCGGUCUCACAGCUGUCGCUGCCCACUGUUCUUCCUCUCCUCUCUCCGAUGGCCUCCGCCAACGCUGUCUCCACCGCCUCCAUCUUCCGCUCCUCGCCGCGUCAGGAGUGUCUGAGGAGGAGAUGGACCCAUGGACAAGGGUCCGAUGCCCGCCGGAAGCUCGUCGUUCGAGCCAUGGCGAAAGACAUCGCCUUUGAUCAGAGCUCCAGGUCGUCUCUCCAGGCCGGCGUUGAGAAGCUAGCCAAUGCUGUUGGUGUUACUCUCGGGCCUAGAGGGAGAAAUGUCGUGUUAGAUGAGUAUGGAGCUCCAAAAGUUGUCAAUGACGGCGUAACUAUUGCCCGUGCCAUCGAGCUUGCAGAUCCAAUGGAAAAUGCAGGCGCAGCUUUGAUUCGCGAGGUUGCUAGUAAGACAAAUGACUCGGCUGGUGAUGGCACCACAACUGCAUCAGUUCUUGCACGAGAAAUCAUCAAGUUAGGUUUAUUGAGUGUUACCUCUGGUGCAAAUCCUGUGUCCAUCAAGAAGGGAAUUGAUAAGACUGUCAAUGGUCUAGUUGAAGAGCUUGAGAAGAAAGCCCGACCUGUCAAGGGACGUGCUGAUAUCAAAGCUGUUGCAACAAUCUCAGCUGGUAAUGAUGAGUUCAUAGGAACUAUGAUUGCUGAUGCAAUUGAUAAAGUUGGUCCAGAUGGUGUGCUAUCUAUUGAGUCUUCAUCCUCAUUCGAAACUACUGUCGAAGUUGAAGAAGGGAUGGAGAUUGACCGAGGCUAUAUCUCUCCGCAAUUCGUCACAAAUCCUGAGAAACUGCUCGUUGAGUUUGAAAAUGCAAAAGUUUUAGUGACUGACCAAAAGAUUUCAACAAUAAAGGAAAUUGUACCUUUAUUGGAGAAGACCACUCAAAUGAGAGCUCCUCUUCUCAUUAUUGCAGAGGAUAUCACUGGUGAGGCCCUAGCAACUUUAGUUGUGAAUAAGCUUCGGGGUAUUCUGAAUGUGGCUGCAAUCAAAGCUCCUGGAUUUGGUGAAAGAAGGAAGGCUCUUCUUCAAGAUAUUGCCAUUGUUACAGGAGCUGAAUUCCAAGCCAAAGAUCUUGGCCUGUUGAUCGAGAAUGUAUCGGUCGAACAACUUGGCACAGCAAGGAAGAUUACAAUCGCCCAGAGCUCCACCACUUUGAUUGCUGAGGCAGCAUCUAAGGAUGAAAUCCAGGCUAGAAUAGCCCAAUUAAAGAAAGAACUUGCAGAGACCGACUCAAUUUAUGAUUCUGAGAAGCUAGCGGAGAGAAUUGCCAAACUUUCUGGCGGUGUGGCAGUUGUGAAGGUAGGCGCUGCAACUGAGACAGAGCUUGAAGACCGCAAACUGAGAGUAGAGGAUGCCAAAAAUGCCACAUUUGCGGCCAUAGAGGAGGGAAUCGUUCCUGGUGGAGGCGCUGCCCUGGUUCACCUCUCCACUCUUGUGCCCGCCAUCAAAGACCAGAUCGAUGAUGCAGAUGAGCGCAUUGGAGCCGACAUUGUUCAAAAGGCACUGGUAGCUCCGGCAGCCUUGAUCGCACACAAUGCAGGCGUGGAAGGAGAGGUGGUGGUCGAGAAAAUCAAGGACAAGGAAUGGGAGAUCGGCUACAAUGCCAUGACUGACGAGUAUGAAAACUUGGUGGAAUCUGGAGUUAUCGACCCGGCCAAGGUUACAAGAUGCGGUCUGCAAAAUGCUGCGUCGGUCGCCGGAAUGGUGUUGACGACGCAGGCGAUUGUGGUGGAGAAGCCGAAGCCAAAAGCUCCCGUCGCUGAGCCAGCGGAAGGGAGCCUAAUGGUUUAAGCAUUCUUACGUAGGAACGUUUUGGGCAAUUUGGCAGAGUGAUACUUUCGAACGAUUCUAGAUGCAAAUGUUGUGCUUUCUGCAUUGAUCUGUUUUUGAUCACUAUUGUUUAGGACUCUGAUUAGAGCAGUUAUGUUUGCAAAUUCAAGCUCAUGAACUAUUAAAAAAAAACAAAGGAAGUGGUCAGAAAAUCGACAGAUUGUAUCAGUGUUUUCGUCUACGUGUUCAAUUUAA
Zingiber officinale is the source of this 2048-nucleotide messenger RNA. Its product is annotated as ruBisCO large subunit-binding protein subunit alpha. Gene Ontology annotation, molecular function: ATP binding; ATP-dependent protein folding chaperone. Gene Ontology annotation, biological process: protein refolding. The coding region runs from base 63 to 1814 and encodes 583 amino acids. The transcript is spliced from 7 exons. The record is from RefSeq and is a predicted model, not a curated record. NCBI's taxonomy places the organism in Eukaryota, Viridiplantae, Streptophyta, Magnoliopsida, Zingiberales, Zingiberaceae.